This is a messenger RNA of Scatophagus argus, 5629 nucleotides long. It is a transcript of the gene sh3rf1, whose product is annotated as SH3 domain containing ring finger 1. Gene Ontology annotation, molecular function: protein binding. Lineage: Eukaryota; Metazoa; Chordata; Actinopteri; Scatophagidae. The transcript has 12 exons. The coding region runs from base 490 to 3063 and encodes 857 amino acids. The record is from RefSeq and is a predicted model, not a curated record.
UCCCUUUCCCGACAGCGCUUGAAGCCCACACAUUCCCUCCCCCUCUCCGCUUGUUUCCAGCAACACAAUCCACUCCAGCAGCAGGGCAGAAGUAGCGUACUAGCAUGGCGCUCGGUGCAGUUGGAGUUCUGUUGUCUUUCCUGUGUCCGUUUCAUGUUAGGUUUUACUCAAGUAUCUGACAGAGAUAUGAUCUUAGUAUACAUUAUACGCCUCUAAAGGACACAUAUCUUGGAGUUGUAUUUGGCCAAUAGUCCAGACAAGUGGCUAGUAUAUUCCAGGUAGCCUGCUAACUAGUAACAUUAGCAAGAAAGCAAAAAUUGUGAGAUACGGGGAAACAAGAGGAGGAGUCCUGUUUUGGAAGAGUUGAUGCAGAUGCCAUGGCCACAGCCGAGGUAUGGGAGUGACGUGACAGUACUCUUCCUGCUUCCAAACAAAAAUCUUAUCAGCAUCAUGUUUUUUCUGCUGAAGUAGUGGCAGAACACACAGAAAAUGGACGAGUCAGUAUUGUUGGAUUUGCUUGAGUGCCCUGUUUGUCUGGAGCGACUGGAUGCCUCAGCAAAGGUUCUUCCCUGUCAGCACACCUUUUGCCGCCGAUGCCUCCAAGGCAUUCUAGGUUCACGUGGAGAGCUGCGCUGCCCGGAGUGCCGGACGUUGGUGGAGUGUGCCGUGGAUGAACUUCCCAGCAACAUUCUUCUUGUGCGCCUGUUGGAUGGCAUCAAGCAGAGACCUCGAAGGGCUGGUCCUGGGGCAGGAGUCUGCACAAAUGGUACAUCUGGAGCCAUAGCCAGAGCACACAGCAGUGGAACCAGGGACCAGGGCACCCCAGGAGCACAGCCCCAGCGAGCUCAGGCUAAGAGCACCCUUGUCCGGGGUGUACCACAGCUGCCUUGUGCCAAAGCGCUCUACAACUAUGAUGGCAAGGAACAAGGAGACCUCAAGUUCAACAAGGGUGACAUUAUCAUCCUGCGCCGGCAAGUGGACGAGAACUGGUACCACGGGGAAAUGGGUGGAGUUCAUGGCUUCUUCCCCACUAACUUUGUCCAGGUCAUCAAGCCGCUGCCUCAGCCACCACCUCAGUGCAAGGCUCUCUAUGACUUUGAGCUCAAAGACAAGGAGGCAGACAAGGACUGUCUGCCCUUCUCUAAGGAUGAUAUCCUGACUGUGAUCCGCAGAGUGGAUGAAAACUGGGCAGAGGGAAUGCUGGGAGAUAAAAUUGGAAUUUUUCCCAUCUCAUAUGUUGAGUUCAACUCGGCAGCUCGGCAGCUUAUAGAGUUGGACAAGCAGUCGGACUCCAGCGGAGACUCUGGUGAGGGGGCCUCCUCUGGGCCCCAGAGCAAUGGUGCUCAGCGGGCAGGGGAGAAGAAGAACAGCAAGAAGCGACACUCUUUCACCUCUCUCACCAUGUCCCACAAACCCAUGCUAGCUCCUCCCCCACAACGCCACUCCAUGGAGAUCAGUGGGCCAGUCCUCAUCAGCUCCAGCAACCCCACAGCAGCUGCUCGAAUUGGAGAAAUCAGUGGGGGGCUAUCCUGCAGCGCACCUUCACAGGUACACAUUUGCACAACUGGACUAAUUGUGACCCCACCCCCUAGUAGUCCUGUUACUACAGCAACGGUCUUCACAUUUCCCUCGGAGGCGAGCUACACUUCUAUCCCUGUGGAUGCUCUCCCACCGCCCCCACCUCCUCCCCCACAGUCCUCCAUUGACGGAGCAGCAUAUUCAUUGGCUGCUGGACAAAGACCCUCCCCCAGCAUAAGUGACCAAAGUGGGAGACAAAGACCCACAGUCUAUGUGGCCAUGUUUCCCUAUACUCCUCGUAAAGAGGAUGAGCUGGAACUAAGGAAGGGAGAGAUGUUUCUGGUGCUGGAACGCUGUCAGGACGGCUGGUUCAAGGGCACCUCCAUGCACACUGGCAAGAUUGGAGUCUUUCCGGGGAACUACAUGAGCCCAGUCAGCAGGACAGCACCAGGGAACGCCCAGCCCAAAGUGCCCAUGAGUCUGUGCACUCAGGCUGGCAGAGGCAUCACCAUCGUCAGCCCCUCAUCUGCUCCGCUUGGGGCCAUUGUUCCAGAUUUCAACAAACCCCUCACCGUGUGCUCCAGUGCUGUACCUGCUAACUCCCAGUCUGCCGCUGUGGUAACAGCAGCUCAGACGGCCACAGGUCAACAGCCAAAAGUCCCUUUGCAUGUCAACUCCCAGAUGACUGUGAAUCAGGCUCGCAAUGCGGUCAGGACAGCUGCAUGUCACAGUCAGGACCGGCCCACAGCAGCAGUGACACCCAUCCAGUCUGCAACAUCAGCCACCUAUCUCCCACACCUCGCAGUGUGCCCGCAGCCUUCCUCCAGUCCUGCCCAAGGCUGCACCCGGGCUGGAGUCGCAAUGGGCUGUGCAGCUGCCUCUCUGACCCCUCCCAAUGUCAGCGCUGCAUCCUUGGACGGUGAUGCUUUGAGACCUGUACCUGUCCUCACUGUCGGCCCUGUGAACACAUCUGCUCUCAAUCCUGCAUCAAACAGCAUGGCUCUGGCUUGUAGACUGGACAAGGACAUCAAGAGAGAAAAGAAGAGUCUUCUGAAGCUGUUGUCCAAUAAGAAGAAGUCUCGUCCUUCACCACCCUCCUCUCCUACCCUUGAGGCGGAGCAGGCUGCUACUGGAGAGGUACUGCAUGGCGCAGUGGGCCCUGAAUCCUCCCCUUCCUCCAACUCCGUCAGCUGCCUCGAGCCUGAACCUGCUGUCGCUUCUCCCUCUUCAUCAUCAUCAUCCUCCUCGGCCCCAGAGUCCUCCCAUCGGAAGAGCAGUCCCCUUGACGGGUGUGCGCCUAUCGCUCCUCCUCCUCGCCAGCCGUGCUCCUCUCUCUUGUCUCAACAGCAUGACGCACGGCCAAUCAUAUGUGAGAGGUACAGGGUGGUGGUAUCAUAUCCUCCCCAGAGCGAGGCCGAGCUGGAACUUAAGGAGGGCGACAUUGUGUUUGUUCACAGAAAGAGGGAGGAUGGCUGGUUCAAAGGCACACUGCAGAGGAACGGCCGGACCGGGCUGUUCCCCGGCAGCUUUGUAGACAGCAUAUAAAAUAGACAAUCGCCGCCACCCAGCGACUCAGCUGACUGCCGCCGGCCUUGCUACAGUGUGUCACCUCACAAACCAAAUGGCUCAGUGCUUGCUAGGUUGCCGGGACAGGACCAUCUUAGUGACACUUAAACACCUUGGAGGACCACUGUGGCUCUGGUCACUAAACAAGGACACUAGAGGCACAUGAGAAAGAGCUGUAGAGAUGAACGUAAUAUGUUGUCAUUAAAAGCACAGUGGACAGAGUUAGAGGAGAGCACACUACUCAUGAACUUUUCAUUUUUGUUGGUUAUUUAUAUCUUUGUAACAAUUCAACUGUUAAAUGUGUGCCUUGUACUGUUCCUCACUUUAUUGUACAUAAGGACACAAAGAUGAUUAGUCCUAAAUCAACCAAUAUGAACUGUUGAUAUAGAUAUAUUACACAUUUUAACUUAUUUCAUAGAUUGGCCUUUUUGUAGUGCAACACAUUAAGGGGUUAAGCUGGCACAUGCCUUAUGCUACAUCAUAACACAUCAGUUAUACUUUCCUCCCUUUGACUGAUGAUAUAAGUUUUACCAUUCUUUCAGACUGUCGACAGAUAGGAGUAGGUAUAUCCAAUGCAGUAGGCCAGAACUAAUGAGCGCUGUCACCAUCACUUGUGCUGUGUAGUAGGAAAAAGUAUACUUCUGCAGAUCUAGGCAGGCAUUGCUGUAACGCGAGGAUCAGACGAGAGAUCUGCUGUAUUGCACAUUCGAGCACUCGAGCUACAGGUCACUGCCAAGUGGACAUUGCACAUCAUAAAGGUUCUCUUUGGGCUCAUCACAGGCCUCCCAAGUUUUGGUCCUGGUGUGGCUGAAGCUGAAGUGCUAAGGAGUGUUGCCUGCCAUGAUAAAAUAUUUGCAUGUGAUCAGCAAAGCCUUCUGCAGUAGACAAACUGGUGAUGGAUGUGUUGCAGGACUGUUUGGUUAUGCCUUUUUAAAAUAUGGAAAACACACUCCAGGAUAGACUUUGCAGUCAAAUGUCGCUUACUUUGUACCUUCUUUGUAUUUACUGACCAGAGUAACUUCUCUCCUAAGCCCUCGACAGUAGCCAAACCCAGACAUAGCUCUGCAUCACAAGAGUGACAUAACAUUUCAGUAACAGUGCACAACAGAUUCUCUUCAGUGUAGAUUUGUGUUUGUUAUAAAUUCCACAGAGGCUGACACCUGCUGCUCUUAGGGGGUCUGUUGUGUAACUAACCUGGACACGCAGUAAGGCACACAGGACCACAGUCACCCUCCAGGAGGAUCUUUGUACACUAUAACUCAUUCCUAAUGUGACUUGUGGCAAUAAAAACGCAGCUAGCUAAAGCACAGAAUGUUUGCCUAAGGUAACAUAUCAUUUUAUCACUCCACAGGAAGAGAUGUGUGGUGUAAUGUAACCUCGAAAGGUAAGGUUUUAUUGCGAUCAAUUUGACCCCCUUGAUUUUUGUCCUUUUUUUUUUGCGGGUUGGGUUUUUGUUAUACAUUACAGCUCUGCAGAGUGUUUAUUGUUAAGUGUUGUAUUGACUUGAAUGACUGUCAGCUUUCUUUGUGAUUGGAGAUUUGGUCAUAGUUUUGGUGCUUGAACAUAAAGAAUAGGUGGUUUUAGAGUUAAUAUUUGGACAAGUUUCUUUCAUCAGAUCAAAUAUUUCAACACUUCAUUCCUUUUGUCCUAGUGUGUUGGAUAAAUGACACAUUGGAUAAAUGAAUGAAAUUCUCCCGAGUAAAAGUAUUGUGAGGUAAAAUCAUAGACCGACUGCCUCAGUGUGGACCCUGCAACAUUGCUGUCCUGUGAGGUCUGAGGGGAUAUUUAAAUACGAUACAGUCGAGGCAGUAACGGAAUCGUGCCAAAUUUGGCUUUAAGAAUGAGUUUACUGACUGAGUUGGACCCAGUUUAGUUUUUUAUUUGUUUUUUUCGGGGGGGGGGGAGUAUUUUCUUGAUUGAGGGGGACCACUGUGUAACUGACUGCUGGAAUCUAUUGUAGUUUGUUUGAAAUUUGAAGAGUGUGUGGAAAACGAUGGUACAAAACACUGUUAGGGCCUUUUUUUUUGUCUGUCUGAAUUGGUAAUUGUGUAGAAUUAAUCUGAUAUGUCACAUUGUUGUCUUGGCAAUCACCACACCAACCUCAGGCACUAAGGCGCUAAGCUCUUCCUCUGAGUGUCUUUUCAUUUCACUGGUAAGCCUUUAAUAUACACGAGACUUACUCCAACACACAUUCUAAUCAUACUGACUUCUCAUACAUUUUGUUCAUGCACAGGCUGCACAUUUCUCAAAACAUAAAGCAUUUCUUUUAUAAAAGUUUCAAAACUAUAUUUUCAUUUAUAGGAACACAUGGCAACGCAAGUUUGCUUGUUUCAACUUAACAGAUUUUCCUCAAGUCGAGGUGACUUCUUACUUGAUUUUUUUUUUUUUUUUUUUGUCUGUAGUUAGUUUGUAUGUCUGAAAAAGGUGAAACUGAAAUCAGUUAUUUCGCACAAGUCUGUUAUGUGAAAAAAAUAUUCUGAAGUAUUUGAGGGAAUAGCACAUUUUGUAAAAAUCUCUAUAACAAUAAAAGCUAAUGGUUUCCAUA